AUGACAAAAACUAAGUUAUAUUCUGGAUAUUUUGUACCAUUCCCCGAUGAAUUCAAGUGCCAAGACAAAUUAACAAAUCCAGAAAAAUUCGAACCAUACGAACGUCCAACAGAUCUUCUUGGAUCACAUUAUUUAACCUUUGAUAUCCUACAAAAACAAAUCAUUCUCGGAUCAGUCAAAAGAUACAUCCAUCUUGACUAUUACAGGAAGCGUAUUAGCAUUCGCUCAAAACUUGAAGGAAUUGUUUUUGAAGCUCGCGCUACAGCAAUAAAGGAAUACAUAGUAGAUCAAAACGAUGUUCAUUUAGUACGAAUUAGGUUUAGUCAUGGAAUAGAAGAGCAACUUUGCUGGUUAGAGUCUUCAGAAGCAAUUCAUUCACUAUUUGAUGCACUUACAGAUUUCAUCCAAAGUUGCCGCAAAUAA
Molecule: messenger RNA, 423 nt
Organism: Trichomonas vaginalis G3
Lineage: Eukaryota; Parabasalia; Trichomonadida; Trichomonadidae
Exons: 1
Coding region: 1-423 (140 amino acids)
Source: RefSeq, a predicted model, not a curated record